UUACAGAAGUUGAUAGAUGGAAUGUAGACUCCAGAGCCAGCAAAGGGUAUGAGGUUUCAGAUAAAAGCCUUGCGUCAUCUCUUAUCAUACUCUGCAUCUCCACAACACACAGCUCAGAAUUCUUCAGAGCUUGCGUUUCCCGACCAAUGUUCAUAGUGGAACAGGGUUGUCUCCACUCUUUUGUAGUGUCUCAAUCCUCUGCUCCCAUAGUUUUACUUGUUCGAGAUUAGGGUAAUCGGCCAGUCAAAACCCCUCCUAAUCCCCUGUCUCUACCCACAAGAAAGUGAAAGAACACUCACUUUGUCUCCUCAGAUUCCUUUCUUUCCCAUUUUUACAUGUUUCCUGUGGGUCAGUGUUUGUUUCUUUUGUCAGGAUUCUCUUGCCCUGCCUAGAAAAUAAGGAACUUUGAGUACUGCCCCCACAGACAUACCACAUUAAACAGAAGAGCGCAUAAUCUUUCUCAUUCAUGGAUUCCUCCACCUCCAGAAGACACUUCCACUGGACCCAGAAGGUUGGGAGUCAAGAAGAAGACGAUCCAUGUCCACUCCCAUCCCUCAAGCCCUCCUCCGAGCCCGCCGAGCUGGACCCAGAAGAGAUCAAGAAGAAAAAAAACAGAGUCGUCUCUCCAGAGCCCCCACCAACAAGAAGGAAGAUGCCAGCCGUAGCAGUUGCGCGGUUGCGUUCUGUUCUCCGGGUUUUUGCUAAAAGUCGGUCGACCCUUUCACCGUGUCUGGGUUCUCGAGUCAUCGGAACCCUUUUCGGAUCUCGGCGUGGGCAUGUGCAUUUUGCAUUUCAAAGAGACCCCAACUCGGAACCGGCCCUUUUGGUAGAGCUAGCGACGCCUAUUGCUGGGUUGGUAAAAGAAAUGGCAUCUGGGUUAGUCCGAAUCGCGUUGGAAUGUGAUAGAGAGAAAGAAGGGGAAAAGAAAGCAGCGAGGCUGCUAGAAGAGCCUCUCUGGAGGACAUUCUGCAAUGGCAGGAAGAGUGGUUUUGCUACAAAGAAGGAUUGUGGAGCUAAAGAGAUGAAAAUCCUUAAGGCCGUGGAGCCAAUUUCAAUGGGUGCAGGUGUUCUUCCAAGAAGCUAUGAAUCAGAGUCGCCUGAAUCUGAAGCCGGUUCCGAUGAUGAAAUCAUGUACAUGAGAGCCAGAUUCGAGAGAAUUGUGGGUUCUAAAGAUUCGGAAGCUUUCUACAUGGUGAACCCAGAUAGCAAUGGAACUCCUGAACUCAGUAUCUAUCUGCUUAGAGUCUAAUAUUAAGGUGCAGCCAUGGAAGCUCUGGGUCAAGCCUUGAUGGAGCCUAGCUACAUUUCUCCAUAACCUUUAGGUGGGGGGCCAUGAAGGUGUAUAUGUAUAUUUUUUUGUUUAGACCUUUAUAUUUGAUAAGACAAGGUGGGUGUUGGAAUCAAAUGAUUGUGUUUGCAUUUUGG
Messenger RNA from Cucurbita moschata (crookneck pumpkin), 1425 nucleotides. Its product is annotated as protein MIZU-KUSSEI 1-like. Gene Ontology annotation, biological process: hydrotropism. The record is from RefSeq and is a predicted model, not a curated record. Lineage: Eukaryota; Viridiplantae; Streptophyta; Magnoliopsida; Cucurbitales; Cucurbitaceae. Bases 467 to 1249 code for a protein of 260 amino acids. The transcript has a single exon.